GUCAAAUUCACACAUGUGAACAUUUGUGUUAAAGUGUCAAAAGUGGUGACAGUGUCAAAGAAUACUUGUAUGGGUUAACACGAAAAUAUAUUCUGUUAUACAAGAUUUAUGGGUAUAAUCCUCAUUCUGAAAGUAUCAGUCGUUUUGGUUAUUGUUUCUCCUGCCAUUAACUACGAAGACGAGUUUUUAAGGUCCUAUAAACCUAAUCCCUUUCUGCCGAGGAAAUUGAAUGAAUUUUAUGCCAGCAUCCAAAAUCACAAGGACGAAUUCAGGCAAAUUAGAGAACUUGCAAAAAGAAACAUUAACAGAAACGAGCUGAAAAGAAAUAAUAUUCUUCCAAAUGAGUUUAGUUAUAUUAAUCAGUUCAACACAAUGGAAAACAAUAACGACUUCAACUUGGAGUCACGUCCUAGUAACGACAUAUAUCCUUACAUGUACAGAAAAUCCAACCCAGAACAUAACUUAAGGUUUAGAAGAAAUCUAAGGGUACAUAUAAACAAUGAAGCAAAAUACGGAGAUAUAUCAUCAAACAGUCGAAAGUAUCCAGAUAGAUUUCAACAAAAACGUGGCGAGGAUCAAGAUACGGACGAUCUACAAGUAGAAAAAUACAACUAUGAAAUUAUAAACUCACCACCUAUAGUGGAACCCCGAAGACCAGUUCUAAUCGACAAAGAAGACGAAUCGAUCAUUGAUCAGUUUGUAAAAGAUCGCAAAAAACCUCUUCUCAUUAAAAUUAUGCACAAAGGAAACCAAGGCAAAUUUCAAACACCAAGGCAUGUUAAUUACAACUCAUUAUCUAACAAUCAUGUGAACGAAUUAGAAGAUAAUAGUUGGGAUAACUAUGCAUCAGAACACGAAAAUCAAAAGGUUGAUCAAAACGGAUCUUCGAAGAUAUUAAAAGAUCUUCUGGACACGAAUGCUAAAGAGCCAUUUCAAAUGUAA
Messenger RNA from Aethina tumida (small hive beetle), 942 nucleotides. Its product is annotated as inactive protein tyrosine kinase pTKL-like. Bases 109 to 942 code for a protein of 277 amino acids. The transcript has 5 exons. The record is from RefSeq and is a predicted model, not a curated record. NCBI's taxonomy places the organism in Eukaryota, Metazoa, Arthropoda, Insecta, Coleoptera, Nitidulidae.